CAUUAUUUUACUUUUAGUUAGCUCCUUUUACCUUUUAUUUACCCCAUGUUACCUUCUAUUUACCUUAUUUUAGAUUUUAUUUACAUUUUUUUACUUUUAUCUACCUUAUUUUACCUUCUAUUUACCUUAUUUGAGAUUUUAUUUACAUUAUUUCACUUUUAUCUAUCUUAUUGGACCUUCUAUUUAACUUUACCCUAUAUUUACCUCAUUUUAACUUUUAUUUACAUUAUUUUACUUUUAGUUACCUCCUUAUACCUUUUAUUUGCCCUAUUUUACCUUCUAUUCACCUUAAUUUAGAUUUUAUUUACAUUAUUUUACUUUUAUCUAGCUUAUUUUACCUUCUAUUGACCUCAUUUUACCUUUUAUUGACAUUAUUUUACUUUGAAUUACCUUCUUUUACCUUUUAUUUACCCUACGUUACCUUCUGUUUACCUUCUAUCUUUUUUCUUUUUUCUUUUAUUUACAUUGUUCUACUGUUUAUUUACCUUCUUUUGACCAUAUUCCACCUUUUAUAGUCCUUCUUUUACUUUCUAAGUGCCUUUUAUUGAACUUAUUUUUACUACGUGUACAUUGUAUUUAACUUAUUUUACUCUUUUAUUUACUAUUUUUACCUUCCAUUGACCUUUUUUUACCUUUUAUUUAUUUAUUUUACAUUCGAUUCCCCUUAGUUUCUAUUUUUGUCCAAGUGAUGAAAGUUCCAAUCUAAUAUGUUGGUGAUGACCUUGUCUCUGGUUGAAGAUCUGAAGAUGCCCACAGAAGGUGUCCUCUCCCAGACCUUGUCCUGGGACAUCUUCAGUUCUGGCGUGGAGUCCACGGCCCUGCUGGCCAGCGUGAGUAACACCAGCAGACCAGGAGUCUCUGGCUGCACCUACAAGGAGGACUUCAAGCGAGUCCUGCUGCCCUCGGUCUACACGCUGGUGCUCCUGCUGGGUCUUCCUCUCAACGCUGCUGUGCUGCUGAAGAUGUGGAGGAGGAGACCUGCUCUGACCCGCAGCAACAUCUACAUGCUCAACCUGGCCAUGGCCGACUUCCUGUACGUGAUGUCACUUCCUCUGCUGGUCUACAACUACGCCAGUCAGGACUACUGGCCCUUUGGGGACCUGGCCUGUAAGAUGGUCCGCUUUCAGUUCUACAGUAAUCUUCACGGCAGCAUCCUCUUCCUCACCUGCAUCAGUGUUCACCGCUACAUUGGCAUCUGCCACCCCCUGGCAGUGUGGCACAAGCAGGGCGGGCGGCGGCUGGCCUGGGUGGUAUGUGCAGGUGUGUGGCUGCUGGUGGCGCUCCUUUGUGCGCCAACCUUCCACUUCGCCUCCACAGGAACCCAGCGGAACCGCACGGUUUGCUACGAUUUGAGCACGCCAAAGCAGUCGGUGGACUAUUACCCGUACGGCAUGGCUCUCACCUGCCUGGGCUUCCUGUUGCCUUUUAUGGGCGUGAUGAUGUGCUACUUCAGGAUGGCGCUCAUACUCUGCCGCCCGCUGUCCUACCAAGGCGUCAAUGCGCAGGCCAUGAGGGAGAAGCGCGAGAAGGCGGGGAAGAUGAUCGUUGUGGUGGCGGUGGUCUUCUGCGUCAGCUUCCUGCCCUUCCACCUCACCAAAACCUUGUACCUGCUGAUCCGGACUAUGCCCAGUGUGCCCUGCGAGACCAGGAACCUCUUUUCUGUCAUCUAUAAGAGCACCAGACCUUUUGCCAGCAUGAACAGCUUCCUGGACCCCAUCCUCUUCUACUUCACUCAGCCGCGCUACCGACAAAGUACCAGAAGGUUCCUUCUCAGAGUCACCACCCUCAGGGACAAGAGCAGCAGUCAGCCCAAAUCAUCAAGUGUGUCCAAACUGUCCCGUGUAAUGGCCUGGACCAGGUCUCAAACUCAAAAGCACUGCCGGAGGUAGUCCGGGUGAGACUUCAGAACCACGUUUGAACCACGUGACUACAUUUGUUCAUGUCUACCAGCUGUAGUAUCAGUAGGUGGCAGCCGGUAGCUAAUUGCUUCGUAGAUGUCGGAAACAGCGGCAGGCAGUGUGCAGGUAAAAAGGUGUGUAAUGCUUACACCAAAAAUAAACAAAAGGUGAGUGCCACUAAGAAAAGGCAUUGAAGCUUAGGGAAGGCGAUGCAGAACAAAACUAAAACUGAACUGGGUACCAAGUAAACAAAAACAGAAUGCUGGACGACAGCAAAGACUUACUGUGGAGCAAAGAUGGCGUCCAAUAACACAAAUCUGCCUUGCAGGCUGUUUUUUUUUACUUUUUUAUUACAACAGUCAUUGAAUCUAAAAAAAAAAAGAUAAUAAAUCAAAAUCAAUGUUGUGAUGAAUUAUUGACAUAUUUAAGUCUCUAAUUACUUCACAUCAAAUAUUCCAAUUUCAAAUAUUUUUUGGGAGGGAAAAUAUUGCAUAUUUUGUGU
Entelurus aequoreus (snake pipefish) is the source of this 2400-nucleotide messenger RNA. RefSeq names its product P2Y purinoceptor 3-like. NCBI's taxonomy places the organism in Eukaryota, Metazoa, Chordata, Actinopteri, Syngnathiformes, Syngnathidae. The record is from RefSeq and is a predicted model, not a curated record. Bases 708 to 1889 code for a protein of 393 amino acids. The transcript has 4 exons. Gene Ontology annotation, biological process: cellular response to pyrimidine ribonucleotide; phospholipase C-activating G protein-coupled receptor signaling pathway. Gene Ontology annotation, cellular component: plasma membrane. Gene Ontology annotation, molecular function: G protein-coupled ADP receptor activity; G protein-coupled UTP receptor activity; G protein-coupled UDP receptor activity.